AAAGGCUUCCCCUCACUGGACAAGAAAAGGAGCGGUGGCUGGAGGACCGUGCUGGGAUUUCUGUGCCUCUUCCCCGUGGUGGCUCUGCUGGCGCUUGUGGAACAUCCAGCUGGAGCUGCACUUCAGGAAAGUCAGGUAGGAGAAGGGAUCUGAUCCUCAAAUGCCUGACAGGGGUGUGGGGUAUCAGAUACAUGGACAUUCUGUUUAGAAGGUGGGUGCACUCAGGAAGAAAUCUGAAUAAAGGAAUAUCUCAUCUAAAUAGGGAAAUACCUCUUAGGGCUACAAGGAGUGUUUAGGGCUGUUGGGGUCCCUUUGGGCAAAGGCUCCCUGAAGGUAACGGUGCAUCCCAGUGACUCAGGUGUCAGAGGUGCAGUCUGGGGCAGCCAGACGUGGAUGCACAGAAGAUUUGGGUGGUUUUCUCCCAGAGUUUCAGCUGUUCCUGUGAACCCUCUGCUCUCCCAGCCUGGGAUGAUGUGGCAUUGCAUGCCCUGGGAUUUCUGGAGCAGCUGAGCUUUCCUAGGAACUCAGGGCUUGUGUAGGACCUGAACUGGGUCCUGCAGAACUCUUGGCUGAUCUCAGCUCUCUUUCAAGGUCCAUCCAUUAUCAAGAUGUUUUGGGACAGUCUGAAUCCAGAGGGAACUCUGGCAAGGCUCUGGGACUCUCAGGAGCUGAUCUUUAUUUUUGCUUUCAGCUUACAUUUAGCUUUUAAGUUUAUAUUAAAAAAAAAAAAAAAGAAACUUUAAGUGCAUCUUCUUCUGUUUUUUUGUGUUUAUGAAGCUCUUGGCACUGGUCCCCCUUGUUUGCAUCACAUGCUCAGGCUGUUAUUAAUUGGUCCUGGUUCAGAGUUAUGUUGCUGUGGGGUUUGAGGGGGGAACUGCCUGGCCAGGAGGGAGAAGGGAAUUAAUUACAGUUGUUACAGCUCAGUGAAAUAACUUACUGGAGGUCUGACUGCAAGGGGGAAUAAUGCAGAGCAGUUGGCCAGGUCUGCCUUUAUAUUUUUAUAUAUGUAUGUAUAUAUAUAUAUAUAUAUGUUGUUGGUUGUUGAGAGGGAGAACUGAACACCUGCCCUUCCAGCACCUCCCAGGCAUUUGGAGUUUUUGAGACCUUACCCCACAGCUGACUGAGUUUCUUCCUGGGAGGGUCUGACCUCUUCAGUUCUGUGCAUUCCCAAAGUCUUGGAUCUCUGGUGUCCAGGCAGACUCUUUGAUCCAAGUUAUAUUGUGGAUUUUUCACAGGGUCACUCCAUUUCUGUCAGAGCCCCACAGCUGAGCUGCACUUUGGGUGGUUCCCCACCCUUCCCCAGUUCAUUCUGCAAAGUUUUUCUUAAUUAAAAGCAUCUUUUUGCACCAGUGGUGGGCAGAACCCAGCCCAAAGUAGAACAGAGACUGGGCAGAAGGUUUGAGCAAGAGAACUCGACCUCUGCACCUCUCAUGGUCCAGGGGGUCACAUUCACAUCUCAGGGGCUGAUGCUGGGCCUGGGUCACCCUCCCUUUGGUUUGGAUUUUGAGGAGAAGUUCAUUAAUGACACAUUAUUUUAAUUGUUUCCCUCUGCCUGUUCAGCACUAAUGAAUGGCCUGAGGGUUUUAAGCUGUAGAAAAGACAAUCAUUUCUCUCCCUUGGGGCUGCAGGAGGAAGCAAAUUCAGUGCUCUGGCUUUGCUCAGGAGCAGCCAGCACAGGGACAGAGAGCUGCUCACCCCAGUGUGAGGGAACAAAUCUCCUGAGCCACUCAGAACUCCCAGUAAUCCUGGGCUCCUCCUGACUGAUGCCAGAUUACACUAAUAAUGUAAUCAGCCCCACCACUGGCACGGGAUUGCAGAGAAAACAACAAAGACAGAAAGGAUUUGCAUAAUUCUCCACUGCUUGAAAGAACUGCAAAAAAAAAAAUAAUAUAAAAAGGGGAAGAUAACUUAUUAUCCCAUAAUUAUGAGCUAAUCUUCUCCAGGCUUCUCUUGCAGCUCCAACAGAUCCUCCACCUUGUCUGUGCUGCUCGAAAGGAUGCGAAAUUCUCCUUUCCUCUGGAGGGAAAGUGGCAUUCUCAGAGCAGAAUCAGAGGGAAAAGCCACGGGAGGUGAAGGGAGAGGGGCAGCAGCCCCUGUGCCCUCAAGUUCCUCGUGGGCAGAGACCGAGCUGGGCUGGGAUGCUGAGUCAGAGCCAGGGCUGAGCUGCAGGAAAGGCUGAAAUCUGUCCUUCUAGGAAAGAAAGAGGCUGAGAUUAGAUCAGGGUGGAGGCAAGAGUGGCUGUGAGAGUGAGGAAAGAGGCUGCUUUCCUGGUGGCAUGGAGUCCCCGUGCCUGCUGAGUGCUCCUGCUCCGGGCACAUCUGGCAGCUGUCGCUUCAGGCUCCUCGUCCUGCCCUGCCACUGCCUCGCUGUGACACCAGGGACGUGCUGGUUUGGCUCUCAGAGCCUCAGUCCUUCCAUGAGGGAAAUGAAGACGGCUCUUGUUGCCUGUGGAAUGUGCUGUGAGGCUGAACAGACUCGAGCUGGUGCAGCUCUUGUAGCGUUGCCACUUGGGAAGUGUCCUGGUGCCUCUGGAGCGAAGAUGGCUCACAGACAUUCACUGUCCUGGGCCUGAAACGGGGAGACAGAGCAGGAAACCAUCCAGAAAACAGUGUUGGGUCCCAUUCUUUUACCUCCACUGCUCAGGAUGAAAAGGCUUUUUCUAAUUGGAGUCAGACGUGUCACUUAAUUUGAUGUCUUUUACUGUUGGAUGGUUUAAAUCCUCUCCAGGGUUUCCAGGGCUGCUGUUUACUUUGAAGGCAUUUCAGAUCCACAGCACAGCUCUGUAAAGAGCUCCCUGCACAAAGAGCUGCCUGUUUUAGUCAUUUUUCCAGCUUUACAUUUUCUUCUGUGGCCAGGCUGGAGAGCAACGGGAGAGCGAAAAGGAAAUGAAAACUUUCCAGGCAGAGCUGCAGCCCUUGCCGUGGCCAGAAGCCUCCUGAAGCUUCGUUUCUGCUCCAUCUGUGCCACACUCCAAGAGGAGGGUGGGAUGGUGCAGGCAGACAGGACCAUCUUGUCCCCUGGACACCCCUAAGGAGCUCCAGUUGUGCUCCCAGCCUGCAGAUGUCCCGCCCUGCUGGUUUUUAUUGCACCUUGAUCAGUCCUGGGGUGUCUCCCGUCCCUCCCAACCUGCUGCUUUGUCUUUAAGGAAGAUGCCACAUCCCCUGGCCUGCAUGGAGAGGGUUCCCCAGCUUGGCAAAGCCCGGCCCUCCCUCGGCCCCCAGCGCGGAGGAAACGCUACACCAUCACCCCGGGCCACCUGCGAUGGGACCACUUCAACCUGACCUACAAGGUGUGCUGGGACGAAGGGAGAACAUAAUCAGCAUAGCUAAAAAACAACCCGAGGGGAUAGAGAAUAUGCCCAGCUUUUCCCCAUUGCUACACUUGAGGCAGUCCCCUGCAUGCAGAUCUUCCUGUGGGCCAAGAAUCCUGUCGUUCCCGAGGAACCUGCUGAGCGCCCGGGACACGCGGCGGGGGCUGGCGGCCGCCUUCCGCAUGUGGAGCGACGUGUCCCCCUUCAGCUUCAGGGAGGUGCCCCGGCACGUCCCCAGCGACCUCAAAAUCGGCUUCUACUCCAUCAACCACACGGACUGCCUGGAGUCCCUCACCCACCACUGCUUCGACGGCACCACGGGGGAAUUGGCCCACGCCUUCUUCCCGCCCCACGGGGAGAUCCACUUCGACGACCACGAGUACUGGAUCCUGGGGAACACCAGGUUCAGCUGGAAGAAAGGUGUUUGGCUGACAGACCUGGUCCAUGUGGCAGCUCACGAAAUAGGCCACGCCUUGGGCCUGAUGCACUCCCUGAACCCCAACGCCCUCAUGCACAUCAACGCCACCCUGACUGGGAAAAAAACCAUCUCCCAGGAUGAGGUGUGGGGCAUCCACAGGCUCUAUGGCUGUAAAGACAGAUUAUUUAUGUGCCAGGCAUGGGCAAAAAAAGGCUUCUGUGAGAAGCGCAGGAAGCUGAUGAAGAAGCACUGCCCAUCCACCUGUGACUUCUGCUACGAAUUCCCAUUUCCAACGGUGCCCCCCACUCUGCCCCCGCCAAGGACCAAGACCAAGACGGUGUCUGAGGGCAGGAACGUCACCUUCCGCUGUGGGCAGAAGAUCAUCCACAAAAAAGGCAAAGUUUACUGGUACAAAGAUAAGGAGCUUCUGGAAUACUCCUAUCCAGGUUAUUUAUCCUUAAAUGACGAUCACAUGAGCAUCAUUGCAAAUGCAAUUAAUGAAGGGACUUACACUUGCAUAGUGAAGAAAAAAGAAAGGAUCCUGACUACUUAUUCCUGGAGAAUCCGACUGAAGCACUGACAAGGUCCUGGAAUGAGCUCCUGCAGUUCCUGCUAGUCCUGUUUCAAAUUGUUUCUCUGGCAUUUUAUAUUUAAUCUCCAGUAAGUGCCACUGAACUUCUCCAUCAGCUGCUUCCUCCCCCUUGGGCAAAAGAGACUCUUGAGACUGGAAUGUGAAACUCUUCCAAAUUGGUUUUAAUGACAUGGAAUUUAUUGAGUAUGUGCUGUACAGAGAAUUAAAAAACCUUUUUUUUAAUUUUUUUUAAAAAAAGAAAAGUGUCAGAUGGUGCAGUUGAAGUGUGUGGAUCCCCCUGAAGUGCUGGAAAACAGGAGCAGAACUGGAUCAGCCCCUGGGAUGGCUCAGCUGGGCUGCACUGGAGGCAGAGUGGGGAAGGAAAAAGCAGUUUGUGUUUCUGCCCUUGUUUUCGAUCCUGCUACUCUGCAAUAGAAUUUACAUACCAGUCUAAGCCCCACCAUCCCAGCAUUCCCAGGAAUCCCCCACCAGCUUUCCCAGGGUCUGGAUUUAUUACUCUUAUCCCGACAGGCACUGAGUGCUCAGAGCUUGGCCCUGAGCAGACCAGGUGAUGUCCAUCCCUGUCACCUCCAGGGAAUCUCCUGGAAUCAGGAAUGUUUCAGUGCACAGAGCAGGGACAGAGCUGUUUCUCCUGCAGGAGAACAGGGCUCUGCAUCCCUGCCCAAGGAAAACAACCCAGCUGCUUCCAAACCUCUCCCCAUCACCAGCACCCCCACUCCAGCUCCAAGGCCUUUACCCAGAAAAACCCUUCCAAAUGCACUGAAAGGGAUGGAAUGUUUAUGAUUUCCUUUAAUCCUCUUCCUGGCCUGGUGCCCAGUUCUGACUGCAGGAAGAUGUGGUGUUUUCCAAACCUCCCUUGUUAGAAAUCAGCAGCUCCCAGGGGUGUGAUAUUCCAAGACAAUCCUUCCUCUGCUCUUUCCUGAGAAAGGGCUGCACUGUGGCAUUCCACAAUCACUACACAGGCUCUUCUUUAGCUGGAAAAAGGGGCAUAUUAAAAAAAAAUGCUCCCUUUUUGAUUUAUAAAACAAUAGAGGAACUUCUUCUGCACCACUGGAAAUACAUGGACAGAACAAAGCAAAGUUUUCAGCUCAGCACUGCACCCCAAAAAUCUGCUCAGGGAGUAUCAAGCUCCCCCCAGGCUUCUUUUUUCUCAAAGGUAACAGGAAAGAAACCUCAUAACUGGUACUUUUUUUCUACCCCAAAAUAUAUU
Myiozetetes cayanensis is the source of this 5530-nucleotide messenger RNA. It is a transcript of the gene MMP23B, whose product is annotated as matrix metallopeptidase 23B. Gene Ontology annotation, cellular component: extracellular matrix. Gene Ontology annotation, molecular function: zinc ion binding; metalloendopeptidase activity. The record is from RefSeq and is a predicted model, not a curated record. The transcript is spliced from 8 exons. NCBI's taxonomy places the organism in Eukaryota, Metazoa, Chordata, Aves, Passeriformes, Tyrannidae. Gene Ontology annotation, biological process: extracellular matrix organization; proteolysis; collagen catabolic process. The coding region runs from base 3262 to 4308 and encodes 348 amino acids.